AUGACUUGGCAAGAGUUCAAUGAGCCCUUCAUGAGAUAUCAUUGUCCUCAGUCGGCUAUCGACAAGAUUCAGGAGGAUUUCUUACGCCUCCGGCAGAAAAAUGAGUCAGUAAACGAAAUAUCAAAUGCUUUCAUGGAUAAGAUGAAGUUCUGUGGGGAUUUUGUAACAACCGAAAGAAUGAAGAUCAAUCGUUUCUAUGGCGUGUUAAAGGCAGAAAUUAGAGAGUUCAUCACUCCCUCAAAAUGUGAAACCCUUGAUGAGCUUAUUAAUUUAGCACGGGAUAGAGAGAUUGAAAUUAAAAGGCAAGAAGAGCGAGGUGAAAAGAGACCAAGUGAAAGGGGUGCAAGUUCUAGUCCAUCUAAAAAGAGGAAGUUUCAGGAUCAAGGAAGGAAGGGUAAGUCGAAAGGUGGAAUUACUCCUUGCAAGACUUGUGGAAAACUCCAUACCGGAGAGUGUUUGUUAGGCAAAAAGGGGUGCUACAAAUGCGGUAAGGAGGGGCAUUCGUCUUAUCAAUGCCCGAACAACCCGAAGACUUGUUUCAGUUGUUUUGAAAGGGGGCAUAUCAAAUCAGAAUGCCCAAAACUUCAGCAAAAAUCGAAAAAGGAAGACAAGAAGCAAGAGGGUUCUAGGGCUAAGGGAAGGAUGUUUCAAAUCACGUCCGAAGAAGCCAAGUUCCAUCCGAAUGUGGUCUCAGGUAUCUUUCUAUUAAACUCCAUACCGGUUUAUGUUUUGUUUGAUACCGGAGCCACUCUGUCGUUUAUCUCUAGUGAGAUCGUACAACAUCCUUCCUUUAAGAUUGAACGAAUGUCGAUGCCCUUAGAAGUAGAAAUAGCAGAUAGCAAAAAUUAUUUGUUCCACGAAAUAUGUAAGAAUUGUAAAUUAACCAUUGAAGAUGAGGAGUUUGAUAUUGAUCUCAUACCUAUGAUUUUGGGGGAGUUUAAAGUAAUAGUGGGUAUGGAUUGGAUGUCUCAAAACCACGCGGAGAUAAAUUGUGAAACCAAAACUAUACUUCUCCAAUCUCCAAGUGGAAGGCGAUUAAACAUACAAGGCGAAAGCAAGGUGGAAGCGAAGUUAUGUACUCUCGUUCAAGCCAUUAAGUAUGUACUUAAUGGGAGUAGGGCAUACUUGGCUUACGUGGUAGAUACUCAACAAGGCUCCCUGAAGUUUGAAGACGUCGAAAUUGUGAACGAAUUUCCAGAUGUAUUUCUGGAAGAAUUGCCGGGACUCCCUCCCGAGCGAGAAGUAGAAUUUCGUAUCGAAUUGAAUCCGGGUGCGAAACCAGUUGCGAAGGCUCCCUAUAGGUUGGCUCCCACUGAGAUGCGGGAAUUAAUGACACAAUUACAAGAUCUUCUAGAUAAGGGCUUCAUACGCCCAAACGAUAUUCUAGUUUAUUCGCGAAGCAAAGACGAACAUGCAAUGCACUUGCGUGAAGUACUUGAAGUUCUCCGUAAGGAGAAACUCUACGCAAAAUUCUCAAAAUGCGCCUUUUGGCUUACUGAAGUGCAGUUUCUGGGGCAUCAAUAA
Helianthus annuus (common sunflower) is the source of this 1524-nucleotide messenger RNA. RefSeq lists its product as uncharacterized. Gene Ontology annotation, biological process: proteolysis. Lineage: Eukaryota; Viridiplantae; Streptophyta; Magnoliopsida; Asterales; Asteraceae. Gene Ontology annotation, molecular function: aspartic-type endopeptidase activity; nucleic acid binding; zinc ion binding. The record is from RefSeq and is a predicted model, not a curated record. The transcript has 3 exons. The coding region runs from base 1 to 1524 and encodes 507 amino acids.